AUGUCUGACUUGAACGGAAUCUCACUGAAGGGCAAGACUGCCAUUGUCACCGGCUCUUCCAGGGGAAUCGGCGCCGGUAUUGCGAUCUUGCUUGCCAAGCGCGGAGCCAACGUCGUGGUCAAUUAUGUCUCUGAAGGGAGCAAGCAAAGAGCCCAGGAAGUCGUUGAUCAAAUUCACAAGAUUGGCACAAAAGCCAUUCUCUGCCAAGCCAGUCUCAUGAAGCUGGAUGAGAUCCCAAGGCUGAUCGAGGCGGCUUUGAAAAUCAGUGAGACAGGAAAGAUCGAGAUCAUCAUUCAUAAUGCUGCCCUGGGCCUAGAGGCAAACCUGGUAGACACCUCACUUGACCUGUACACUACCCAUUUCGAUUGCAAUGUUCGGGGACCGAUCUUCCUGACCAAAGAGGCUCUCCCACAUCUACCACGCGGGGGCCGUAUUGUCUUUAUCUCAUCUGCUGCUGCUCGUCUCGGCGUUGCUGGACAUACUGUGUAUGGCCCCACUAAGGCAGCUAACGAAGCCCUGGUCCGCGUUUGGGCAAAGGAGCUGGGUCACUCUCAUGGAAUUACCGUCAACUGUGUGAACCCGGGACCUGUUGCGACUGACCAAUGGUUCCAAAGCGACGAGCAGUUCCUAAAGGAUAUGCAGCCGAUGAUUGAUGAGACACCUGCCGCUCCCCGGGUUGGGGAGGUUGAUGAUAUUGCUCCUUUGGUUGCUUUCCUUUGCAGUGAGGAUGCUAAAUGGACUACUGGAUCCGUUCUAUGCGCAAAUGGCGGUCUUUACAACUAG
Molecule: messenger RNA, 783 nt
Organism: Penicillium olsonii
Lineage: Eukaryota; Fungi; Ascomycota; Eurotiomycetes; Eurotiales; Aspergillaceae
Source: the annotation of a GenBank genome assembly